CGUCAGCAGGCGCGCCGCGGUGCCCUGUCGGUUGUCGCGGCGGUGUGACGUAUCGCUGUCGCGGCGGUGACGUCAGCAGGCGCGCCGCGCUGACCGCGUGUGUGUCUCCCCGCGGUGCCGCGUCGCUGUCGCGGAGCGCUGUGACGUGUCGGUGUCGCGGCGGUGACGUCAGCAGCGCGCCGCGAUGUCGGAGGCGCUGUCCCCGCUGCCGUUGCCGUUACCGGGCGGCGUGCGGCGCGCGCGGCAGCUGCUGCACAUGACGGUGCUCGCGCAGGCGGCGGCGCCGGGCGGGCGGGACCUGGCGGCGGGAAACAACUACGGGGAGGUGGCCGUGUUCAGCCUCUCGGCCGCCCUGAGCGCCGACGCCAAGGAGGAGAACAAGCGCCCGCUCGGCCUCUUCCAGGCGCACGCGGGGCCCGUGUACGCGCUGCUGGGCACGGAGCGGCUGCUGCUGAGCGCCAGCGACGGGGAGUGCAAGGGCUGGAGCUGGAGCGAGCUGGGACGCAAGGGCUGUCGGGAGGUCUGGACCCGUCGGCCGCCUGCCAGGAACACUCUGGAGGUUCCCGAGAUCACCAGCCUGGAGCUGAACACGCGGGAUCACUCUCUGUUUCUGGCCGGGGGCGACGGGACCAUUUGGGUGAUGGAUCUGGAGAGCGGAACCUUCACGGCGGCGCUGGACGGACACACGGACGUCGUCCAUUGUCUGGCCCUGCGGGACCCGCAGCCGCAGCUGCUCUCGGGGGGCGAGGACGGGACCGUGCGCCUCUGGGAUCUGCGCACGGGGACCCAGGUCCAGGUCAUCGAGGUUCACAAGUACCAGGAGUGCAGCCGCCCCCAGCUGGGCAAGUGGAUUCGCUGUUUGGCCACCGACGGUGAUUGGAUGGUGUGCGGGGGGGGCCCGGCCUUGACCUUGUGGCACCUGCGCUCCGUCACCCCCACCACCGUCUUUCCCCUCCCCCACCCGCAGCACCACGUGCUCUUCCACCAGGACCUGGUGGUGUCCGGGGGGCGGGGCCCCGUCCUGCACCAGUUCCACCUGAGCGGCGACGCCCGCGGCCGCGUGCCCGUCUCCUCCCCCGCCCUGCGCAGCCUCGCUCUGGCGCGGCGCCACCAGCACACGGUGCUGACGGCGGCCGGAAACAGCCCCAAGAUCGACGUGUUCACCAACCUGGGCUACCGCGCGUUCUCAUUGGCCUUCGCCUGACCAGUAUAGGCCAGUACAGACCAGUAUAGACCGGUAUAGACCAGUAUAGACCAGUACAGACCAGUACAGAGCAGUAUAGACCAGUAUAGACCAGUAUAGACCAGUACAGCCCCCCCCAGUUCCACCCGCGGCCCCUCGGGGGGGGACGGAGCCGCUUCGGGACUUUCCGGCCGCUCCGAGCGGCUUCGGGUGUUUCCGGCACCAUUCGGGUGUUUCCGGCACCAUUCGGGUGUUUCCGGCACCACUCGGGUGUUUCCGGAACCACUCGGGUCCUUCCCCCCCCCACUCGGGCGUUUCCGGCACCAUUCGGGUGUUUCCGGCGCCAUUCGGGUGCUUCCCCCCCCACUCGGGUAUUUCCGGCGCCACUCGGGUAUUUCCGGCACCACUCGGGUGUUUCCCGCCCCCUUCGGCUCUUUCCGCCCACCCGGAGCCGAACCCGGAGGCCACGCCCCCCUCGGGGGCCUCUGGGUGGGGGUGGGGGGGGGUGUCUCUAUGAGGUCAAUAAAAGCGUCCGUUCGUCUGUC
Molecule: messenger RNA, 1728 nt
Organism: Columba livia (rock pigeon)
Lineage: Eukaryota; Metazoa; Chordata; Aves; Columbiformes; Columbidae
Gene: THOC6
Product: THO complex subunit 6
Exons: 12
Coding region: 185-1204 (339 amino acids)
Biological process (GO): mRNA export from nucleus
Cellular component (GO): THO complex; transcription export complex
Molecular function (GO): protein binding
Source: RefSeq, a predicted model, not a curated record